Messenger RNA from Corvus hawaiiensis (hawaiian crow), 12087 nucleotides. RefSeq names its product solute carrier family 44 member 1 (gene SLC44A1). The record is from RefSeq and is a predicted model, not a curated record. Gene Ontology annotation, cellular component: plasma membrane. Gene Ontology annotation, biological process: choline transport; transmembrane transport. Bases 212 to 2443 code for a protein of 743 amino acids. NCBI's taxonomy places the organism in Eukaryota, Metazoa, Chordata, Aves, Passeriformes, Corvidae. The transcript has 17 exons. Gene Ontology annotation, molecular function: choline transmembrane transporter activity.
CGCGGCGCGGGGGAGGAGGAUGAGGGGGCGCCGCGGCGGCGCUUGUGGUGCAGCCGCGCUCGUCUGACCGGGCCCCGCCGUCCCCGCCGCUUCGCCGGCGCUCUCUCCGUGCCGCCCUCCGUGCGCCCCGCACCACACCGCCGCUCGGGGCGGGGAGUCGCAGCGAGUGGAUGCCUAGCGGGCAGCCCCGGGGCAGAGACCCGCGGACGCCAUGGGCUGCUGCAGCUCCGCCGCGCACAGUUCCAAGCGAGAGUGGAAGCCUCUGGAAGACCACAGCUGCACAGAUGUACCAUGGCUGCUCUUAUUCAUCCUUUUCUGCAUAGGAAUGGGUUUUAUCUGUGGCUUUUCAAUAGCUACAGGAGCAGCUGCAAGACUGCUUUCAGGAUAUGACAGUUAUGGAAAUAUUUGUGGACAGAAAAAUGUUAAGGUGGAGGGAAUAGUCAACAGUGGUCUGGACCUCACACACAAGAAGUAUGUAUUCUUCUUGGAUCCAUGCAACAUUGAUCUAGUACAUCAGAAAAUUAAGUCUAUUGCCUUGUGUGUAUCAGCUUGCCCAAGGACAGAACUGAAAACUCUGGCUGAUGUACAGAAAUUUGCAGAAACUAAUGGAUCCACUCUGUGUAGCUAUGAACUACAGCCAGCAGAAUAUACUACAGACCCAAGGGCUGCCAAGUUAUGUCCUAAAUAUCCUGUUCCAGAGAGUGCACCUAUUCCAUUCUUCCAUCGCUGUGCUCCUGUGAACAUUUCCUGCUAUGCCAAGUUUGCAGAGGCCCUGAUCACCUUUGUCAGUGACAGUAGUGUCUUACACAGGCUGAUUAGUGGAGUUAUGACCAGCAAAGAGAUUAUAAUGGGACUUUGCUUGUUAUCACUAGUGUUGUCCAUGAUUUUGAUGGUUAUAAUAAGGUACAUUUCAAGAGUACUUGUCUGGAUUUUAACAAUUCUUGUCAUUCUGGGAUCACUUGGUGGUACAGGAGUCCUGUGGUGGCUCUAUGCUAAACAACGACUAUCUGCCAGUGCUCUUGAGACUCAAAUAGCCAAAGACAAUCUUCAGGCUCUCUUGAUCUAUGCCAUUGCAGCUACAGUCUUCACGGUUAUCUUGUUCUUAAUUAUGUUAAUUAUGCGCAAAAGAGUAGCUCUCACCAUUGCCUUGUUCCACGUGGCCGGCAAGGUCUUCAUUCACCUGCCGCUGUUAGUCUUCCAGCCAUUUUGGACAUUCUUUGUGCUUAUCCUCUUCUGGACAUACUGGAUUGCAGUCCUGCUUUUUCUUGGUACUACAGGUAGUCCUGUCCCAAAUGAAGAAGGAUUUGUUGAAUUUCAGAUGGCAGGUCCUUUGAAAUACAUGUGGUGGUACCACAUAGUGGGACUCAUCUGGAUCAGCGAGUUUAUCCUAGCCUGUCAGCAGAUGACAGUAGCAGGGGCUGUUGUGACAUACUAUUUUACAAGGGAGAAAAGAAAUCUGCCAUUUACUCCUAUUCUGGCAUCUGUUAAUCGCCUUGUUUGUUACCACCUAGGAACAGUAGCAAAGGGGUCUUUCAUUAUCACACUAGUGAAGAUACCACGAAUGAUUCUCAUGUAUAUUCACACACAACUCAAAGGAAAAGAAAAUGCUUGUGCUCGCUGUAUGCUUAAAGCCUGCAUCUGCUGCCUUUGGUGUCUAGAAAAGUGCCUGACAUACUUAAAUCAGAAUGCGUAUACAGCCACAGCUAUCAACAGCACCAAUUUCUGCACCUCAGCAAAGGAUGCCUUUGUUAUCCUAGUGGAAAAUGCUUUGCGAGUGGCUGCCAUAAACACAGUUGGGGAUUUUAUGCUGUUUCUAGGAAAGGUCCUGAUUGUCUGCAGCACAGGUUUGGCCGGCAUUAUGUUGCUGAAUUACCAACGAGAUUACACCAUCUGGGUGCUGCCACUCAUCAUUGUCUGCCUCUUUGCAUUCCUGGUUGCUCACUGCUUCCUUUCCAUUUAUGAAAUGGUUGUUGAUGUCCUUUUCUUAUGUUUUGCCAUCGAUACAAAAUACAAUGAUGGGAGCCCUGGCAGGGAAUUCUACAUGGAUAAAGUUCUCAUGGAGUUUGUGGAGAACAGUAGGAAAUCUAUGAAAGAAGCUGGCCGGGGAGGUGGAGCUGAGGGCAGAGAGCUAAAACCAAUGGUAGGUGCAGAUGAGGAGGUGGCGAUCCUCCAAGAGUUUCACUUUUACUUCUUCUCCCUCUUUGUCUUUACUGACUGCACUUCUUCAGGAGAAGUUUUUGUUCUCUGUAUCACUCAAGAUGUUCUGCUUUUUCUGUUUGUGAGCUUGCCUAUCACCUGGAUGGCAGAGUUUUUGUCACAGCUGAGACCAUCUCCUGUAAAAGCUGAUGCUGUUGAGGCCGACCAGUCAAUACCAUCAGGAGGAAAAGGACCGGACAGCCCAUCGGGUAGAACCUCUGCACACAGGCAGGGUCCCAUGCUAUGAACCCAAAGUGUUCUGCUGCGUGUCAGUGUUCUGCAGCUCCUGUGAAGGUGAGAAAAGGAUGGCUCAAAGAUCUGGACACCUGCCUGGGGCCAACACACUGCUGCUCCACCACAGACCUCCUCUGUAGCCUGGGACCUACACUUGCUCUCUUCAUGCCUCGCUUUCUUCAAGGAAGGGGAUACCAUGAAGGCCAAGUACAUUAAAGAUCAGUCGGCACUCAGAUACCGCAGGAGGAUGGAUGAAUGAAAUAGGGGCAGGUAAGGCUGUGUGUGAAAUUGGGAUCUAAAAAUACCUCUCUGCAGCUUCAAGAGGCAAUGAAUUGGGUGGAAGUUGCAACCCAUGCAAGGGAGAUUAUACAGAUGUGAACACCUCAGACUCAUUCCUCUUCUGAGAGUUAAAAUAUCUGAAAACUCAAUCCUCCACUAGAAAAUCAUCUCCAGUCCUUUACUGGGUCUUGGUAGUUCACUGUGCCUGCUUUCUGCAAGAAGAAAAAUCCACUUGUUGGAAGGGUGCUGGGUCUCUUUCAAAUCUCUCAAAAUUGCACUAUCCCUAGUGACAACAAGAAACCUAACUUUAGUACCUGGUGUUGAACAUUGCUGAAUGAAGGAAAAGCAUUUCAGAGCAUGAGUUUGCUGCCUGUUCUGAAAGGUUGGGUAGGAGGGCUGCCGAGGAGUUCUUCCUUCUUAUGGUCACAGAAGCUCUACUGCCUCCAGGCGAGGAGUAUCACAGCUUGCUUUUGAAAGCUGUGGUGUUGGAUCUGUGCAUUAUGGGACAACAUAAGGACAAGAAAACCUCAGAAGGAUUUGUAUUGCAUUGCAGCAGGAGACCAGCCUGCCAGAAGAGCAUAUGAGGUUCAUGCUGUUUAUGAUGAAGAUGAAGCUUGACAGCUUUAUAAAAAUACAAUUUUUUCCCCCAAAAGACCAGCGUAAGUGCUUGCAGGUCUGAAUUUCCCAGAAGAUGAACAGCUUGAAAAGCUAUUAAGCUUCUGGAAGAAAUAAUAAGGAAUCAAAGCUUGAAUGAAGAGUGUAGGAGAACUCUACAGUGUGUUCAUGGGCCAGGACCCCCCACCUUUCCAUAAUCACCAUCUGAACUUAGUUUAAGAAUAGCACAUAACAAGGCAAGUAAAAAGCACACAUUGAGGUUUUAAGCCACAGGGGCAAAUGAACUCUUGUUUGAAAUAAGCUAAACAUUUGAUAUGUGGUCACACACUGUGGUGGGGCUCCAGAAGGGCUCCAGCCAUGACAUGGUGAAGGAACUGGGGGGAAGGAGGGAAUGGACUGAUGACCUGCCAAGCCAGAGGCAGGACAUCAGUUGGGGUAAGUCCCAGCAAUGGGGAAACCUUGUUUGGUGUCCAGGCUGCUGUGGGCCAGCCUUCUAUUUGCAUGUACCUUGUAGCUCUGCCCACAGCCAUUAAGGUCCUGUGGAUCUUUUCCAGCUACUAUUACUGGAGGGAUCAGGGUAGAAAAGCAGUAAGUAGGGAAAAGGCAAUGGAAAAUCUAAUCUGGAAAGGGCAGUAAAGUAGCAAUGAAGUGCCAGAACUCAGAGACCCUCCUCUGAAGUGGAAAGCCCAGAGGGGAUCCAAGAACAUUAUCUAUACCAUGCUUACUGGAGGGAUGGCAGUGAAGUGUUUCUUUGCAGGGUGAGUAUUUGUGCUUGCCUUUACCAAUUACAGCUGCUGUAAUGAACACAGCUGUUGCUGGAAAUAAAAAAAAAAAAUUUAAAAAACCCAAAACUAAGUUGCUUUGGCUAGAAUUAAGCAUUUGCAUGGAAGUGUUUGGAAAAGUCCUAUGAAGACAAAUGAGCUCUUUCUGUCUGAUCAUCAUUGGAUUUGCAGCAGAAGGAGAUUUUGGAGAGACCCUCCCUUGAGUGUCUUACUUUUGCAAGGGGGAAGAGCUGUCCUUGCUGCUUGUUCUGAUACAAAAAAUGUUAAGAAGGUCUGGUAAUAAAUGAUGCAGUGUUGCAGGCUAGGACACAGAGCACCUUGGUGUGAUAGUGGUAACACAUUAGGCACGGGGUACUGAGUAUGUCACAUAUGUCCAGAUAUCCCUGUGGUGUGCUUGUGCAGGUGGAAGCUGUUAAAACUUACUAGCACUUCACACUGAAGUAGUCUACUCUUUGGAAAAAAAAAGAGCAGCUGCUCCUGAGUCAAAGGGUUAAAAUUUUUUGUAUCACAAAACCUAGACAAAUACAAAAUUUUUGUUUUCACUCUUGCAGAUGAGUCCUGCCAACUCAUUCAGCCUAAGGGCACAGCUCAGUACCAGGCACAGGCAGCAUCAUAAGCCUAAACAGCAACAGCUUCAUCUGCUAUUCUGUUCCUUCCUUUGCAGUCACAAUAAUAAAAUCCAGGGGGAAUUAAAAGUAUCCUGGCUGCAGAGCCCAUCAUCCAACCAUUGUAAUAUGACUGUGAAAUACAGAGCCACAGACUAGCAGGCACAAUUAGCUAAUAAUACCGGUGCUCCAUCAUAACCCCAUUUUAAACAGGCUGCUGAUAGAGUAAUUUUGACACCAAAAUAGCAUCACAGGAAAUGCAUAUUCACUGAAACUCAUUGUGCGUUCUAUUAAGCAAUACUACAAAGAAGCCAGCAAAUGAUUUUCACUGGGGGCUGUCAGCAGGAGCAAUUUCUCUGCUCAGACCCGUGCUGAUGAGAAAAUUUUCCAUGUCCCCUUCCCCCAAGCAGAGCCAGAAGGGCAUGGUUACACAUGCCAGCUGUGAAGGUUUUAGGCUGCCCACAGCUUCCCUCACAGACCUCAGCUGGGAGAAGCACCAUGGCUGUUCAGCAGCACAUUGGCUCUGCCAUAUCCUCCAUAAAUAACUCAGCUCAGCUCAACUCAGUGUGCAUUGAGCCAUAUUUAUUCCUGUGGGGCACUAGGCCUGUUCUUACCCCUACGCAUGAAGAUCAGGAAACCAAACCAGCCAUGCUCGACUGUUUGAGUCAGCUCCUAGAAAAUGGAGGACCAGCAGCUCAGAGCCCGUUAGGGAAUGUAAUUUAAUGCUCUUUAAUGCCCCGACAAUGUACAACUGCUUCCCACAGCAUGCAUGGAUGCACAGCACUCCCUGGGUUUGGAAGCUCCCCAGCAAUGGUGCUCUCUGUCACGGUCCUAACUGGAAACAAUGCAGCUCUCUGAAAGGAAAAGGCAACAUUUUUUUCUGCUCUAGUUUCUCCUGUAAGAACAAACUGCUCUCUUUUAUAUCUAAUCUAGGUUUUUAACAAACCAGCAAAGGGCAGUUCAUCUUAUUAGAGCCCACGACAUGAAAUCUUUCACCACAAAAAUAAUCCUAGUGCAAUGAAGUCUCCAGUCUUCAAAGGCACCUCUUGGGCCAGCUCCAGCCCUGAAAAGCCUUAUUCUGAGAUGAGAUGUGGUGCUGCAGCUGGGUGGUAUGGCUUCCAGUGACCCUUCCUGAGAUCUAUUCUCUCAGUGCCCCGCCCCCUGCCUUCUGAGCCUGCCCGGAGGGUGGACUCACAAUGUGCCAGGAUUGCUGUGAGCUUUGCCAGCCUCUUGCCUAAAGGACUGUUGCCAGCUUGAUGACUUUCUGACAGAUGUCAACCCUGUGUGCCCCACUUCUCUCCUCCUCCAAGGCAGGGCUGAUUUGUGUCAGCGUUUGUCCCCCCCACAGCCUGUGGUGCACACACCUGACAUGAUUUUUUACUGGACACAGCCAGCCUAUGAGUGCUGCCAGAAGUGUGAACAGAUGAGAAGCUCACCUCCUGACUGGCCCAGUCCAGAGCCAGAAGACUGUGCACAAAGCACUGGCAUUGACAGUACUUGACCUCCCCCAGCUCCUGUCCUUUCCUCCUCCUUAUCAGACUGCAACCCAAGGUUAUUGCUCUCUGGGAGGUAGCAGAAAAUUAGCAUUUGGGGCAAAGGUGAUCUGCUGCCUCCGAGUUUCAGUUAUAGUAAGUGUAGGACAGGAUUAUAACACCCUUUCAUGCUCCCCAGCUUCUUCUCCUUAAGGAGAUUUAUGGCUCAUCAAGCCCAAAAAGUGCUGUGGUUUUUUUCCUGCUGUGAAUCUUCUUUUGCUGUGCAGCCAGAAUUCACUGCAAGAUCUGAGAAGUUAAAGGGUCAGAUCCUUCAUCCAUUACUGCUUCCUGAAGUGGUCACACAAAUAUAUGCAACACUGCCUUCACAGAAGUGCAGAAAUGUGACUUCUAACCCUUUUAUGACUGUCUUUUUGUCCUUGAGGAUCACAUCCCUGAAUCACCUUUCUUACCUCACCUCAAUUGCUGCAGUCCUAUUUUUUUCUAUUCUUUGAACAGACAGUUGAUCUUCAUGCCACACAUAAAACUCACCCUGUGCUUUUGCUGUCCACAUGCUCAGCCACUUCCCUUCCACUUGUUUACCUUACACUGCUUGUCUUCACCUACCCAAACAUCACCCAGCUGUGCCUCUGUUCAGCUCUGCUGUUCUCUGUGAUUUUCCAAAACCAAACCUUUGGACCCAGCCUUGAGCUCUAUGUAUAAUCUAUACCUCUCCCCCACCCAGGCCUUGCCUCCAUGAUAUUUCUCUCCUCUUCCAGCUCUCCUGGAACCUGAGGUGUCCCACAGUCAUGUUUAUGCUCUGACUCUUGCUUCUGUCAUCUGGGACAAAGUUCCCCAUACUUCUCUCUCUCUCUCUCUCUUGGUUCUUUUUCAAGCUAGAUGUCAAAUUUUUUGUCUCAUAGUUUAAACAUCCUCAAGGAAAGAAAAUGGAAGCUGUGUGCAUUCUGCAGCACUGGCUUGCCCCAGUAACUUCAGUGAAGGUAGGCAAAUGGACAACAGCUUCCAAUCUCUGUCCUGCCUUUUACAGGAUCAGUCAAUGGCCGUGUAUUUCUGCUGCUAUUUUAAACUUUGAUCACCUUGCUUUGUACCUAAUGCUAGCAACAAGACACAGAUGUAUUGCUACCUCCUUGCAUGUCCAUCCUGCAGUUCCUCUCUCUGUGUAGGUGGGUCGCUGUGUAGUGCUUGGUAAACCAGGGGUCUGACUCCAAUAUAAAAUGUUAUGGUGGAAUUUCAACUGCCCUUGGCUCUGUCUGCCCCCCACUUACUUGCACUACAAGCAGAGUGGAGAGCAGAUAUGCACAAUCAAGUAUUUUUAACCAUGUCACCCUAAAAUUAUUUGAACAGGGACCCAAAGGACUUAUGCAUGGUGUGUUCUAGUUCAUUCAAGUACCGUUUAAGUGGAAUUGCUAGUUGCAGGGUCCCUCGUUGGCACAGGCAACAAGCCCAUAGAUACAAUCUGUCUACAUUUCACUCACAGAUAGAAUAGAUAGAGUCAGAUCUAAAAAACCUAAAGCUUUGUUUUAGAAUGUGUUUUGUCUUGGAUUCACUUACAAUUUAAACACUGAUUUGAAGUGCUCACUUUGAGAAGACAUGAGGAAGUUAGGCACUCCACACUGGCUCCAGUAACAUGGGGAGACUCACACUGGUUUCUGCAGGAUUUCACUGCACUUUUCAAAUGAAAACCAAGAGCGCCCUAAAUGCUUUCAGCACAUGGCACUUUUUAAUUAAAAUUUAUUUCAGUUAGUGACCUUAGCAGAGCAUAGUGCCACGUGUUGUUACCUGCUUGUCCUCUGCGAGGCCACAGCUGGCAGGUGGCACACCCUGACGACCCUGGGCACACAGACCUACAUGCAGGCUCUUCUAAUGGCGGGUGUGCCCCUGCAGCCAUCACAUGGUGUCCUCUUCUGCACGGACCCUCAGCAUCCCCAGGUGGGUGAGGGCUGUGGAGCUCAGGGCCAGAGAGGUGCCUGCAGGAGCAGGCACUGAGGGAGACUGGGGCAUGGUGGGGACAGGAAGUGCAGCGAUGGGUGCUGCUGAUACCCAGGUCUGGGGUGCUUGUGGGGGUGUGGCAGAAGCCCUGAGACAACACAGGUCACAGCAAAGUCAGAAAAAAUGCUUGCAAAUUUGCAACCUCCAUCACUUUGCCUUCUCUCUGCUCUUCAAAUCUUUUACAAAAUACUUCAAAUGUCCCCAACAACUUUAGUAAAACUCUACUUGCCUGAGCAAAACUGCAACUACUUAAAAAGAGGACGUGGCCCCACGAGGAUUCAGUAAAAAAUGCUAUAAAUUAUAAAUGCUUGUCAGUGAUCAGCAAGCUGCCUGUUUGACCAGCUGGCCAGAAAAUGGCAGGCUUUUCAAGUCAGGCACGUCCAAAUUGCAAUAGCAGCAGUCACCUGUUCCUGUGAAGGAAGGUGUACACUGUACACAGAUGCUUUCUUGAGCACUAUGACAGUCUGAUUUCCAUUUCAGGUCUCUGGCAACAGCUGCACCCUCUAGAGGAGCAUGCUGUGGAGCUUCUUCACUGGUCAGGGUGACCACCUUGGGCAUGGGAAAUCUCCAACUAAUUGCAGCAUGGUUCAUUCUCCCCCACAGAGCAGGCAGACACUGUGGGGAAGUGGAAGAGGACUGGCUAAUCUUUCUUUACUAGAAAGUGCUGAUGAUGUUCGGCUGCAGUCAUAGCUGGCUGUCCUAGGGAGGAGGAUGUGGGGCUGUCACCAGCUGCUUCUCAGGCUUUCAGACCACCCACAGCUCCCAAAAGGAGAGCCAGGAUUGCUCUUGAAAGAAGUAAGAUGAAGGUGUCUUUACAAACAGACUGUGUGAAUCUGCUUGUCGACAGGGCCAGGGAUUUGUAGGUAAGUAAGUAACAGGCGAAAUUAUCAGUUUCAGAAAAUACUACUAAUUGACAUGGACUGCUGCUCAGCCAAGGUCGUGCUAAAUUCCUGAACUUAGAGAAGAAGAACAAAGACUUAAUAGAAUAUGAAUAUCAUUUAAUAUACAAAAAGGGGGUUGUAUCUUAAGAGAGGCAUACAGUACACGGAUCAGGGAGUCCAUACCUUGCAGGUACCUUAGCCAAUGGGGAAAGGAAGAGGGUGAUGCUGCUGGGAAAUUAGGAAAAAAGGAGGCUGCAUCCUCCAACAAUUUGAGACACCCCAGGGGGAAAUGCCCCAUGGCCUCUCUCUUUGUUCAUGAAUAAAGUUACAGGAAUCCUCUGUCUCCUUUUUGGACAUAAACCUCUGGCGACGUGAUUUUUUCUGCACACUGUCCAUGUCACAGCCUCCAGCUCCGUUGUGCCCAGGCUACGGUCUCUGUGUGCACAAGAGCUUCCUCCUCUGCAAAGUUUUCAGGUGCCAGCACCCCUGUUCAAUGUUAACUGGAGGGUAAAAAUGGCAGGUCAUGGACUAUGAUUGGUGCUACAGCAAUCCUUCUAGGCACUGAUCACAGGCAGGUAACCCACUGCUCUCCUCCAGACAGGCAGACUGACAAAGACACAGUGCCAUCAGCUGGGCAUUUGCAGAGUCCGGGCCACUUUCCUGCCAAAAGGCAGGGGCUUCAUUUUGGUGACUACAAGCUUUUUGUGGCAGACAACAGUGCGUGCAGAGCAUAUGCCUGUCAUAGGUGAGGUGGGCAAGCCAGUCUGCAGCACAAAAGCAGGAUUAGAAGGUGUUGAGUAGGGCAGCACUAAUUCUUGCUAAGAAGCAGAUUUAGGGAGCCUUUUGUCCUUCAUUCCACACCUUGCCAUCCAUCAGCACUUACUUGCUACAUGAAGGCAGGCAUGGCAGCAGCAGUGCCACUGGCACUAGCAGCAGUGUGCCAUGGGGACAAAAGCCUUUGCCUGCAAUUUGAUUUGUGAACAUUUUAUAAUGAAAGGGGAGGUGCAGGCAGCAAGCUGGAUGGACAUUAUUCCUUAAGCUUUAACAGCUGGGGCACUGCAACUGACUCUGCAGCCCAGCAGAGUGCAUACAGCCUUGAAAACCUAAUUAAUUAUGCUCCUUCUCUUCCACACUGAAACUGGUCUUUCCAGUUGUGCUGGAGUAUGCCAACAUAUCUCUCCCUGGAGGUGAGAGCUCAUAUUUCCUUCUCCCCACUAAAAAUAAUAGGCAACAGCAGAGCCUUUUCACAGGUGUGCUUGCUGUAAUGCCACACGAAAAACCUCCCUUUUUCUGCUCUUUCUCUUGCUGCUGCCUCUGAUCCUCCCCAGUUUAUCUCUUCACUCUGCCUGUCUUCUUUCUGCUCCUGGAUGGCUGCAGGGCUUCUCAAAAUCUGGUUUUAAAAUAAGAAGUGACUUUUGGACUGUGUGGCUCUGGGCCAUGCCUUCAUAGGCAGUGGCUGAGGAAAUGUACUUACUCACUGCUUUUUGACAUGGUCAAAGCUUAUUCUGAUAGACACUUUGGCAUGAGAGGAGCAGCUUCAGAAACUGACAAAAUGAUGUGGUUCGAAGAACUCAGCCUUCAUCUUCAUAGAGGGAUGGCUCCUGAGCAAUAUACUUGUUUUUCACAUAAUGUACCUUCUGUUUCUUUCCAGCAGUUCUCAUGAAUUCCCUUGAGUCUGCUUUAUUUGAGGGGUGUAUAGGGGUUUAUCCUACUUAUAUUGAUAUAUCUUGUGUUCUGAAGAAUUCCCUCUGUCAGAGACGGGGAAGGAGCAGGAGGUGCAUGGGUGGGGCAGAGAAUUAAAUUCACAGUAGUUAAAUGAAAUUAAAGGCCAAAUUCUAGUCAGCUGGGUCCUUUUGAAACUUACCUCUCCCAACAGAAACAGUCAGUAUCAGGGGAACAAAAUUCACAGCAGGGCAGUGUCCCAACGAUGGCACAAGCCUGGUGAUGCGUUUUAGUACCAGCACCGUGCUGAAGGCUGCUGUAACACCGUGAAGCUGCGCUACAGCCCAGUGGCUGUUUGUGGCUGGAUUUCUGUCAAACGCCAUCAUUAUGAAAUUACUAUUUCCUUUCAACACUGCGGUGUUGGAAUUCGUUUGUUUGUUUUUUUAAAAUUUUUUUACUUUAUUUUUAGAACUUGGAUUAGUGAGCUCUGUCAUAAAGCAAAGUAAACACGUAUACACAAUACUCAGCCAUAGAAUGGCUGGGGUUGGAAGGGACCUCAAAGAUCACACGGCAGGACAGUACAGCCUCACAUGUGAUUGCAGUUGUUGCGAUCCCACAUGACACCCAGGGUAUGGGGACAGGCUCCCCACUGCGGGACACCCCGAACUUGAACCCGCCGCCCCAGCACAGCGCACUCGCGGCCCGCCCCCGCGUUGGCUGCCAGCUCCCACUGCGCAUUCCCAGCAGGCAUCCUGGACGAAGGAGGGCUUGUGCCGCCGGCGGGAGCCUGCAUCCCCGUGCUGCUCCGGGGGAAGGGCGGACCUGCCCAUCUGUCCCAAAAUGUGGAGUGUAUCAAGAUUGCCUUAAGUGAGGAUGUGCUUCAGUGUAAGAUCUUUGUAUGCUUUCAAGCCUAAUCAGCAAGAAAGGAGACGUAAUCAGUGGAACAGGGAGCGGCUAGCAUCGUCUAGUUCAGGACAUCCGGGAACUAACAAGCUGUGCAGAUGUAGUAAAUCAAGAUGUUAAUGUUACAUACAUUGAUAACUUGGCAAUACACUCAAGCUCCAUGUAUCCUAUAGCUGAACUAUGUGCAUUAUGAUACUUAAAAUCACGCCUGUAGAUAAAAAAAUCCCUGACCAGGUGAAAACUCUUCCCCUGAGCAUGCGUAGAAAUUAUCUGGGGUGUAUUAAGGUAUGGAAAUUUCCGACUAAUCGUGAUAGCGGAGCUGUACUUGAGAAGUCACUGACUCCUAACUUGUGCGUGUAAAUAAUGUAGCAGCAAGGCCGGCACGGCGCCCUCCAUCUCUGGAAUACCACGGAGCUCGCGCAGCUCUGAAAUAAACAACCAAUGCCUCUCC